CUCCUUCUAUUAAGCCCUCCGCGUUACACGCUCCAAAUAAACUAACUCUGUUUUGUAUCCCACGCGAUUUAUUAGCAAUACAAAUGCUGUGAAUACAAUGUGAAGUUCCUAUGAGGAUCGAUAAAUAUUCGGAUUUCCCUCAUAAGUCUUAUCUAUGUAUAGUCCUUUCUAUGUUCUGAUCUGUGCAUAUUUGGUUUUGGAAUCGAAUUUUAAUUGGAAAAAGUUUUAACCGCAACUUUGAUUAAUCGCAUCAACAAUGGCACCCUUAGCUGCGCAAAAAGUGGUCCCAGAACAUGAUUUGGGGCAAAGCUCCACGCCGGGAGUUAAGGCAGUGCUGCUUGGUCCUCCCGGCUCGGGAAAAGGAACGAUGGCCAAUUGGUUGAAAGAAAAGUUUUGUGUGUGUCAUCUAUCCACUGGGGAUAUGCUUAGAGCUGAAAUUCAAUCGGGUUCCGAUUUAGGCAGCGAGCUGAAAAAGGUCAUGGACGAAGGAAAGCUUGUCAGCGACGAUCUUGUUGUAAACAUGAUUGACAAAAAUCUAGAUAAACCAGAAUGUUCGAAUGGGUUUCUUCUUGAUGGAUUUCCUCGUACUGUGGUACAAGCAGAGAAAUUAGAUGAUCUGUUGGACAAGAGAAAUACCCAACUAGACGCAGUAAUAGAGUUCGCUAUCGAUGAUAACUUGCUCUAUCGUCGGAUAACAGGUCGUUUAAUUCACCCCCCAAGCGGUCGUUCCUAUCAUGAGGAAUUUGCGCCCCCGAAAAAGACCAUGACAGAUGACGUAACUGGCGAGCCCCUAAUAAGACGUUCAGAUGACAAUGUAGAAGCUCUAAAAAAGCGGUUAACUACCUAUCAUAACCAGACGAAACCUCUAGUUGAUUAUUAUCAAAUUAGGGGCAUCCACCACCGCAUCGAUGCUGCACAAGCUGCUAAAAAUGUCUUCAGUAACAUUGACGACAUUUUUUCAAAAAGAGCUGAGCGCGUAAGAAUAGGUUCCAGGUUAUAAUUUGUUCCUAAUAAGU
Messenger RNA from Cylas formicarius (sweet potato weevil), 1016 nucleotides. It is a transcript of the gene Ak2, whose product is annotated as adenylate kinase. Lineage: Eukaryota; Metazoa; Arthropoda; Insecta; Coleoptera; Brentidae. The record is from RefSeq and is a predicted model, not a curated record. Gene Ontology annotation, biological process: ADP biosynthetic process. The transcript is spliced from 4 exons. Gene Ontology annotation, molecular function: ATP binding; AMP kinase activity. The coding region runs from base 257 to 1000 and encodes 247 amino acids. Gene Ontology annotation, cellular component: mitochondrion; cytoplasm.